This is a messenger RNA of Lontra canadensis (Northern American river otter), 1541 nucleotides long. RefSeq names its product proteasomal ATPase associated factor 1 (gene PAAF1). Lineage: Eukaryota; Metazoa; Chordata; Mammalia; Carnivora; Mustelidae. Gene Ontology annotation, molecular function: protein binding. The coding region runs from base 26 to 1204 and encodes 392 amino acids. The record is from RefSeq and is a predicted model, not a curated record. The transcript is spliced from 12 exons.
AAAGAGCGGAAGAGGCGGGGUCAAGAUGGCGGCGCCUCUGAGGAUUCAGAGCGACUGGGCCCAAGCCCUCAGGAAGGAUGAAGGGGAAGCCUGGCUGAGUUGUCACCCCCCAGGUAAACCAACUUUGUAUGGCAGCCUAACUUGUCAAGGAAUUGGCCAGGAUGGCAUCCCAGAAGUUACAGCUUCAGAAGGAUUUAUUGUGAAUGAGAUAAACAAGAAAAGCAUUCAUAUUUCUUGUCCGAAGGAAAAUGCAUCCUCAAAGUUUUUGGCACCAUACACUACUUUUUCCAGAAUUCAUUCAAAGAGUAUAACAUGCCUGGACAUUUCCAGUGGAGGCGGUCUUGGCGUGUCUUCUAGUACUGAUGGGAGCAUGAAGAUCUGGCAGGCUUCUAAUGGCGAGCUCAGAAGAGUAUUGGAAGGACAUGUAUUUGAUGUGAAUUGUUGCAGGUUUUUCCCAUCAGGCCUUGUGGUUCUGAGUGGGGGAAUGGAUGCCCAGCUGAAGAUCUGGUCAGCUGAAGAUGCUAGCUGUGUGGUGACCUUCAAAGGUCACAAAGGAGGUAUUCUGGAUACAGCCAUUGUUGAUCGGGGGAGGAAUGUGGUGUCUGGUUCUCGAGAUGGGACAGCACGACUUUGGGAUUGUGGGCGCUCAGCCUGCCUGGGAGUCAUUGCAGACUGUGGUUCUUCUAUCAAUGGAGUGGCUGUGGGUGCUGCUGACAACUCCAUAAACCUCGGCUCACCUGAGCAGACGCCGAGUGAACGGGAGGUUGGAACAGAGUCGAAAAUGCUGCUGUUGGCACGGGAGGAUAAGAAACUUCAGUGCUUGGGACUGCAGAGCAGGCAGCCGGUGUUCCUCUUUGUUGGCUCAGAUGCCUUCAACUGCUGCACUUUUCUCUCUGGCUUCUUGCUGUUGGCUGGGACACAGGAUGGAAACAUUUAUCAGCUGGACGUGAGGAGUCCAAGGGCUCCGGUACAAGUGAUCCACAGAUCUGGAGCACCAGUUCUGUCCCUGCUGAGUUUCAGAGAUGGAUUCAUUGCCAGCCAAGGUGAUGGAAGCUGUUUCAUUGUCCAGCAAGACCUAGACUAUCUAAUUGAGCUCACUGGAGCUGACUGUGACCCUGUGUUCAAGGUAGCCACAUGGGAGAAGCAGAUCUACACAUGCUGUCGAGAUGGUCUUGUGCGACGCUAUCAGCUCUCUGACCUCUGACUCCUUGGAAAAGGAUGAAGUUAAUGAAAAAUAUUGGCUCUAAUCAACAAAGACAUUAGUCCUUCUGAAGGACCAUGGCCCCUUAUUGUUUGGGGCACCCUUUGGGUGUCACAGAAAAUCAACUGCAUUGCCCCAUGUGGAAGUAUCAGUCCAUGACAAGACCUACUGUGAACUGAGUAAGAAGCUCACACGUACUCCCUAUAUACACUCACCCCAACAGCACAGGGCAAGGACAUGGAUGCUUACACUUUGAUCUCAUACCAUUGUGUUAAAUGUUUACAAGGACCAGAGGACUAAAGCCUGUGCUCUGAAGGAAAUAAAGAGAAUGUGUUUGGAA